This is a messenger RNA of Fusarium musae, 261 nucleotides long. RefSeq lists its product as uncharacterized. NCBI's taxonomy places the organism in Eukaryota, Fungi, Ascomycota, Sordariomycetes, Hypocreales, Nectriaceae. The record is from RefSeq and is a predicted model, not a curated record. The transcript has 2 exons. The coding region runs from base 1 to 261 and encodes 86 amino acids.
AUGUUUACCUGUUACUGUUGUGGGUGCAUCGUUGGUGCCCAGCUAUAUACCACUCCACCUUACAAGCAAGGUCUCAGGGCCAACAUCGUCGCUUUGGCUGUCAGCUUGGCUGCUGUCAUUUCUAACGUCGCGUAUAUUCACUUCCAGAACCGGAAGAGAAAGGCGUUCCUAGAGGAGAAAAGGCAUCUGCUCAACGAAGAUGAUUAUCAUUUCCGUGAUCUUACGGAUAAGCAAAACCCCUUCGUCUUCAACGUGCUCUAG